ACGUCAGACGUCAGAUUGCACUUGCACUUUGCAGAACUCGAACGUAAUUUUUCUGCGAAUAUUGAAAAAAUCUUUUAAUUAUUUAUAAUUCCCGGGCAUUUUAAACCAUUGACGCGAUUAACAAAAUACAUGAUAAACUUAUUUAGUUGUUGCCUUCUUCAGUGAAUUACAAGUGCAGUGAGAAACGCAACAAUCAUGAAAUGGCCACAGUAUUAAUUUAUUGAAAGCUAGCUGGAAUUCAUAAUAUGAUCUUCCAAAUGCACUCAAGUAAUGUGGUAACAGAGUUAUUCACGUCAAACAUCUUUUCUUCUGAUUUUCAUCAUGAAGCAGCUGGCAGCAUGGUACCAGAAGAAGAUCAGCUCGUACGACAAGGAGGAGUGGGAGACGAUGGUGGAGCAGCUGCUCAUGCGAGGGACGUACCGGCGCCGCGUCGUCGACUUCAGCGAACACGCUCGACCGUACCUGAUCGACGUCGACCUCGUUAGAGGCUCAUCAUUCCCCAAAGCCAAGCCCACGCUCGGCACCCGGCGCGUGGUCUGGUACGCUCUAGUACGCCUGGUCUUCUUCCCGCUGCUGUUCCAGUGGUGGGCGCAGCAGACGUCGCCGGCGUGCGCGCGCGGGCUGCUCGCGCUGUGGGCGCUGCAGCUGAUCAAUGUGGGGCUUUACUACGCCGCCCCAGGGGAUCUGGACGCGCAGUGCUGGAUGGUGCCUCUCUUCCUGAUGCUGGUGCUGUCGGCGGUGCACGCGCAGAUCGUGUCCACCACCGAGAUGGAGCUGGCCCGGGUUCGACCCCGGACCGGGUAUAGGAGGAAACUGCCCAGGUACUUUAGACGCACCCGCUCGGAAUGCGAGGGCGGCAGCGGCGGCGCGUCCGGCGAGAGUGCGGCCGCCUCCAACCAGAGCAAGUCUCUGGGAAAGCAGACCAAGUUCCGCCGCCGCCAGUCCCGGCCAGAUGUUGUUGAUAAUGGACUUAGAAAACGCAAGAAGGAGUUAACAAAAGACAAUCUAGCUAAAAACUUAGAACCGCCUAUCAGUACUAAACCACUGACUAAAACUAAAGCCAAAGAUUCAGACGAUGAAGACUACAUGGUUUGGAAGAAGCCUGACUUGACAGCUCCUGUAGUCACGUUCACGCCACCUCCAGACGAUACUGCUAGAAACCCCUUCGAUUUUAAAACUAAUGCACUAACAAAGAAACGUUUAGAAAAGUUUAAUGUAAGACAGAACGAUAACCCUGAUGUACCUUUAGCUAGAGGUAUAUUCGCCGAUGGAGACGAUGGCUUUGAAAGUUUAAACGGCAACAAUUCCAACGGAAGCGACGGUGAUAAUCGAGCUAAAGUAUUAGCUGACAAAUUGGAGGACGAAAUGCCGUCCACAUCUAAAAAUAGUACAAAGAAGAGUGGAGCUAGUGUUGUUAUAGAUGAAAUACCUAAAAUAGUAGAUGAUGAAGUAAAUAAAUUGGUGAAGGAUGAUGAUGAUGGUGAAGCGGAGGAUUCUGAAGGUGCUGAGCCGAUGAGCAGUCCCGGAGAAGGGAAGAGGAUUGGAGUCAGGUUCAGAGGAUCGAGACUACAGGAGAAUAUAGCGAGAGAAUCUAGUGAUGAAUUUACAACGGCUGCCAAUAAGAAGAAACAAAAGAAACUAGACAAUUACCAGUCGUCAUCGUCGGACGGCGAGUGUUCGGCGUCGGCGCCGUCCAUUGCGCUGCCGGUGCACCACACCAUGUCCGACUGGGUCGGCCAGACCACUAACAGUGAGGAGAGCAGCUACGGUUCACAAUCGGACGCAGCGGCAUCUGAAGUCAGCUUUCAUUGCGCGGCCGACAGCUCGUGGGACCCCUUCGCCCUGUUGGACCCUAGCAGUGAUACUGUAAAAUGCACAAUGUGGGAGCGCGGCGAGAUGCUCCGCGCCGAGCUAUCCGCCGUGGACAUCAGCUGGUACGUGGUGGCGCGCGCCGAGCGGUCCAUGGCGCAGGACGCGGGCUCGCUGUGGUGCGCGCUGCUGAUGGCCGCCGCCGUCGCCGCGCUCACCCCCGCCGCUAACUUACUACAGGACGCGAUAGAGAAAGACCCCCGCACUGAAGAGGAGUUGCAAGCGAUGUCGCUGGUGGCGUACAUCCCGUCGCUGCUGCUCAACUACACCAAGGACUCGCCCUAUGCCCUCAUCUAUGGAGCCUUCGGGAAUAACUUCUGGCAGAUAUCAACGAACGUGCUAUCCUGCAUCCUGCGCUUCGGUCUCAGCGGCCUGGUCUUCUUCCUUCUAGCCGUGGCUGAAAGGGCCUUCAAACAGAGGUUCCUGUAUGCCAAGCUAUUCUCCCAUCUGACGUCGGCCCGGCGAGCGAGGAAGUCUGAACUGCCGCACUUUAGAUUGAAUACUGUGAGGAAUAUCAAGACGUGGCUCUCUACUAGGUCGUAUUUGAGGCGUCGCGGGCCGCAGCGCUCGGUGGACGUGAUCGUGUCGGCCGCCUUCAUGCUCACGCUCGUGCUGCUCGCUUGCGCCAGCGCACACCUACUCAGAGACUCAGUGACCCUCGACACGGGCUGGCUCCUCGAAGCGAUGGUCUGGUCCUGCUGCCUCGGCAUCUGCCUGCUCCGUCUCUUAACCCUGGGCAGCAACGUGAACCGCAAAUACCGGGGCUGUCUCUCCGCCAUCUUGACGGAGCAGAUCAACCUGCACCUCGCCAUGGAGCAGCGGCCGCAGAGCAAGGAGCAGCUCACUGUCGCCAACAACGUGCUCAAGCUGGCCGCCGACCUGCUCAAGGAGCUGGACUCACCAUUCAAGAUCUCAGGUUUAUGUGCCAACCACUAUCUGUACACAAUCACUAAAGUAGUCAUACUGUCUGCCCUGUCUGGGGUUCUCUCAGAGAUGCUAGGGUUCAAACUUAAACUUCACAAAAUUAAAAUUAAGUAGGUAGUUUUCAAAUUGUUCCAAUAGUAUGUUUAAUAGUUAAAUUUUAGUAGAAUUUUCUCAAUUUUAGAUAAGUAACUUUAAAUUUUAGA
Molecule: messenger RNA, 2996 nt
Organism: Plutella xylostella (diamondback moth)
Lineage: Eukaryota; Metazoa; Arthropoda; Insecta; Lepidoptera; Plutellidae
Gene: phtf
Product: putative homeodomain transcription factor
Cellular component (GO): endoplasmic reticulum
Source: RefSeq, a predicted model, not a curated record